Molecule: messenger RNA, 909 nt
Organism: Pseudomyrmex gracilis
Lineage: Eukaryota; Metazoa; Arthropoda; Insecta; Hymenoptera; Formicidae
Exons: 1
Coding region: 1-909 (302 amino acids)
Source: RefSeq, a predicted model, not a curated record
AUGCGGGACCUACGUUUUCCUUUUGCCGUGACUCUGGAAAACUGGUUAGAGAUUAAAAGGUUUGUCACUGUUAGUGUCUAUUGCAAGGACUCGAGUAUAUUUACGGUUGUUAAAUUUCCAUUGAUCAGUCCCGGUAGUUACAAUGUGUACAGGGUAAUACCCUUGCCGGUACAUGAACGAGACAAUGUGUUCGCGGCGGUGCGAGUCAAGCUCCCGGUAGUGGCAAUAGACACAAAUCGUCAAACGUACUCUAUACUUAGCGAAACACAAUGGAAUAGUUGUAUAAGCGUACAAGAACGUUAUAUGUGUAAAAACGUGGAUUCAAUGUAUUGGUUCUCGCAGGGAGCGCCCUGCGAGUUACAAAUGUUUGUAAACGAGGAUGGUAAAUACGAAGACUGUGAAAUCGACCACAUGGUUUCCAACCAAAUUAUAUGGGUGCGAUUAACAAAGGCGCGCGUAUGGUUGUUCUCGACCUUGAGAGAAGAAACUUUACGAGUUACGUGUGAAAAUAAGUCAGAAAGAAUGAAUGUCAUAUUCGGAGUCGGAGAAAUAGAGCUGCCGGAGCAAUGCGAGUUGACCACAGCAAGUAUUAUAGUGCGAACUAAUCAAGUAGUUAAGGACGUGGGAAUAAAUACGUUCUUACCGCGUUUUAAUAUCACGGCACCAAGAAAAAGGGAACUUGCAAAAAAUAACGGCAUGGAAUUAGAAAAUGUAACACGGAACCAAGUGCAGUUGCGAUCGUUAGAAGAACAGUUGACACGACUUACAAAAGAAAAUGAUCUUGUUGAUUACACAUUUUAUAAGCAGCCGCACUUUAUUAUCCCGACUUUGGUAAGCGUAACCUUGGUUAUUGUAACAAUCGCGAGUUUGUAUUUUGGGUUACGAAAAAGAACACUCCAAGCUAAAUGA